Molecule: messenger RNA, 1372 nt
Organism: Schistosoma intercalatum
Lineage: Eukaryota; Metazoa; Platyhelminthes; Trematoda; Strigeidida; Schistosomatidae
Source: the annotation of a GenBank genome assembly
AACUAAUGAUAAUGACUGCAGUAUGUUGGUUCAACAAUUAGCCAAAACAGUUAGUAAUAGUAUGAAGGAAUUUAUCAGGAAAUCAUUUUGAACAAAUUAUAAUAAUAUAUAUUCUAUUCUUCAAUCGAUAUGUUUGAGUUGAAAAUAUUGCGUCACCUCUCAGAACCGCCAUUCAUCCAACUACGUCAACAUACCGAUGAAUCGGAUAGAAGUACAAGCAAUUCAUUAUCACGUGAUCUUACGUUUAACACUGAUCAAAAAGCUCAAAUACUCACUAUGCCAAUCAGUUUAUAUCGUAGAAAAUACCUUCAAAAAGUGAAUCAAUGGGUAAAAGAUACUACUAACAUUGACAAUACUGCUGAUAAAAAUACUAAUUAUUUCAAUAAUACACAAGAAACAAGUCAAUCAACAACUCAUAUUGUAUCAUCAUCAUCAACAACAACUAGAUCCCGAAACUACUAACAAUUUCAUCAGUAGUUCUAAUUAUAACAAUUAUUCAAAGUAUUAUUUACUUAAAAGUAAUCAUCAACUUGAAAUGAUACAAUCGAUGAGUAAUUCAACACAUUUCUUCUUCACAUUGGCUAGUCAAAUACAACCUGGUAGUUAUGAUAAAAAUGAUUAUCGUAAACCAUUAUGGACACAUAGAGAACAAAGUAAUGGGCAAAGAAAAGAAAAAUUAAAACAAACACGAGAACUUAAUAGAAAACAACAAACAAAAGAAAUGCAAUCAUUCAAUAUAGCUGAUACUAAACAUCCAAUUCAUGAUGCGGUAUACGAUUCAUCAUCAAAUUUUCUACUACAUUGUAUGACAAUUGAUGAAUGUUUAGAUAUAGGAAAACCUAAUACAAUAUCAUCAUCUUUUAUACUUGAAGAAGAUAAUGGAAUGCUUACAAGAACAACAUCAAUUAGUGAAAUGAUGGAAAAUGAUACUACCGCCACAACUACUACUACUACUACAACUACUACUACAAAUUCUACUUAUGAAUGUAUUCGAUUAAAGAAACGUAAAACAGUGAAUAUUCCUAAUUGUGAAUUCAUUCCAAAACAAAUAAAUCGGUAUAAAUUUCAUAAACAUAGGAAAUAUGUAAAUCAACCAUUCAAAUUGACAACCAAAACAACAACACAACAGAAUACAUUAAAACGUCCAGAUCCAUUUGCAUAGUUUCAUUCCACUACUUUUUCCCUUUUUUUUUCUUUUUCUUUCUUUUAAAGGAGGAACUAAUUUAUUACACAAAUGUGUAUACAUUUUCUUAAAUAAUAUUUCUAUCUGAGAGAUAUUCUUAACAAAAAAAGGAGGGGGGAAAUGACAAUACCACAGUUAUUUUAUAUGUACACAUUAAAUAUAAAGAUACAAUUCUUGUCAUCAACACAA